Talaromyces stipitatus ATCC 10500 is the source of this 2198-nucleotide messenger RNA. Its product is annotated as thiol methyltransferase, putative. The record is from RefSeq and is a predicted model, not a curated record. The transcript is spliced from 2 exons. Bases 240 to 1100 code for a protein of 286 amino acids. Lineage: Eukaryota; Fungi; Ascomycota; Eurotiomycetes; Eurotiales; Trichocomaceae. Gene Ontology annotation, molecular function: S-adenosylmethionine-dependent methyltransferase activity.
AAGAAUUCAAGUAAAUCAUCUUUCUGACAGUAUCAACUCAUUAUGGUGUUUUUGAGAACAAUGUAGUCAUUGAAGUCUCCAUGUGGGACUGCGCAAAUUGCCGAUGAUUGGCGGCAUACCAAUCUCCGCACACUUAUUUACUUACAUAUCAUCGACUUUGUCGACAUCUUGAGCAGAAGAUAGACAAAGCAUAUAAAAACGAGGAAAAUUAACAGUCUGACUAUCAGACUAGUGUUACCAUGGCCGAUAAUCCACCCCCACAACCAAGCGGGCUCCAAAACCACAUGGCCAAAUUCUCCGGCGACAACUACGUCCAAGGAUGGGCCGACUUAUGGAACAACAAGCAAGAAAACGAAAAGCUACCGUGGGACCGUGGCUGUCACAGCAUCGCUCUAGAAGAUCUUUUGACGAAAUUGAAAGAAUCCGGAGAAGGCGUCUUUGCCAAUCAUCGCAGACGCCGAGCAUUGGUUCCCGGCUGUGGAACGGGUUACGAUGUUCUGCUUCUCUCCAGUUUUGGCUUUGAUACUUAUGGGCUUGAUUAUAGUCAUGCUGCCGUCGAAUAUGCUAAAGGAUAUGCGGCUACAAAUACUGAGAAGUAUCCCAUCAGGGACGCUGAGAUUGGUCGCGGAAAAGUGGUCUAUGUGGAAGGAGAUUACUUCAAGGAUGACUGGUUGGAGAAAAUCGGCCUUUCGGAUAACUCAUUCGACUUGAUAUAUGACUACACUUUUUUCUGCGCUCUGCAGCCAUGGCUAAGACCGAGAUGGGCUAUGAGACAUCGUCAGCUGCUUGCACCUGCACCGAUUGGAUCCUUGAUCUGCCUUGAAUGGCCAAGGCUCAAAGAUCCAAAAACGCACGGUCCGCCCUUUGCAGCACCGUCGUCUGCAUAUUUUGCACAUUUGAGUCGUCCGGGAGAAGAAAUCGCUUACGACUCGGACGGCCAUGUUGUAGCUGAUCCUUCGCAGAAGCCGAGUCCUGUGGGACUUGUGCGAGCUAUGUAUUAUCAACCGGAGCGAACUUAUCCAGUUGGCAAAGACGAGAAAACGGGAGAGGUUAUUGAUCGCGUCUCAGUAUGGCGUCGUCAAGACGCUUCCGGUGUUUAAAACGGCGGCUGCUAAAAAGCUGAGAAGAACGGAAAGUAACAUAUGGUCAAUUAAAGAAGCUCAUCCUCAUGCGGCCACCGUGUUCUGUGCCAAUGCAUUAUAAUGUUCUCCAAGUCCGUAUGUAUGUCUAUAAUACGCCAACCAAAUCCUCUUGACUUGAUCGUCAUCAAUUUCUGACCCAGGUUCAAUCUUCUCAACCCGUCCGUCACCUUGCAAAACAUUUAUUUCCACACCGUAAGCGCGAGCAAUGGCCUGUAACUCCAACUGCCCACCCCAUUCAGCUGUUAAUCGUAUCUUUUUGACAUAUUCAUCCACAGGAUCUUCCAUAAAAGGAACAAAGUCGUCUUGAUGCUCCGUUAUAUAGUCUGCAGUAACCGCCCGUACGGCGCGAUAACCGUCAUGCUUGGGUGAAGUCACCGUAUCAACUCGGGAGAGCGUCGAUGGCUGCAAGACAAUACGGGCAGGAUCUGGCCUCAGCCCCAAUCCUAAGCUAUCCAGUUGACAUGCAAUUGCUGAAUAAAGACAAUGUCCAUCCGGAUUUAUUUCAAUUUCGUGUAGACCUAAUCGUUUAAACGCGGCCUCCAUCGUCUCUUUUUCAUUUCCGCGAUGAUCAGUUUGUUUUGCUGCUUCCUCCGCGGCGAUCUCUGCUUGAGCUGCUCUCUCUGCCUCCCGACGGGCUAGUCGCGCUUUUUGCCGAUUGGGCUUUUUUGAGCGUGUGUUCUCAUUGUUUUCUUGUGUUGGGACAGGUGUAGGCGUAGGUUUCGCGAUUACAUCAACAACCUUCGCGACUGUAUUGGCAGGCGCAGCUUCCUGAUCGUUGCCCAGAGCGAGGUUAUCUAAAUCUUCGGUCGUGGUAGCAACCGCGUCUCCAUUUAGUUGUGCAAUUUCAAGCUCUUGUUGUGCCUUUAAAUCUUGUUGCAGCCGAUCACACUCGUCGUUGACGGCUUUGCGGGUUUUCUUGGUGGCGUUCUUUUUCUUCUGGGUUAUUCGAGCCUGGAGAUCGCGUUGCUCUUUGCGAUGUUUUGCCUGCAGUUCCUCCAUGAUGGUCAACUAUCUAGAAUAACCCAGAGUUGCCCUGUUGCGAAAGGAGUUGUGUGU